Molecule: messenger RNA, 1089 nt
Organism: Emiliania huxleyi CCMP1516
Lineage: Eukaryota; Haptophyta; Isochrysidales; Noelaerhabdaceae
Exons: 6
Coding region: 1-1089 (362 amino acids)
Source: RefSeq, a predicted model, not a curated record
AUGCUCGGCCUGCUGGCCGCCGCCCUCUCCUUCUCAAGUGCACUUCUGUCGAGGGCUCGCACAAAUGCGCUAGCCUGCAGCAGCGCCGCAUCACCAGCGCUCAGACCAGCGGGCUUUUCCGGGAGACAGUCCGCCACAGAUGCAGUGCCGCCCUCUGAGCCCACACGACAGACGGGUACCGCGUCGCACCAGUGGCUCCUCGCCACGCACAGCGCGGCGCGGCAAUCAGCGCCGCUUGCCUGUGCCGCCGGCGGCGGCGGCAGCAGCGAAAGCGGCGGCGGCGGCGGCGGCGGCGGCGGCGGCGGCGGCGGCGGCGGCGGCGCGCCUCGGAAGGCGGCGCGGCGCGGGCCGCCCAUCCUGGGCAAGCGCGCGUGGCAGGUCGGUCUGUCUGGCGUCGUCUGCGCGACCGUGCUCUCCUACUUGCGCCGCUCGGCCGCGCCGCGCCUCUUCGCCCUCCACGUCGCAGCCAUGGCGCCGAUGCUUCCUCUCGCCACCGCAUCGGUGAGCACGGUGAGGCAGCGGCUGACGAGGCCGCCUGCGGGCCUGCCCGCCGCCGCGCGGAGGCGGCGCAACGAGUGGUACGUGAUCCGCCACUUUGUCGCCUCCGCGGCCGCCUUCUACCUCGCCAUCGCCGGCCUGGUCGGCAUCGUGUGCCAGAAGGAGGCGCUCGGAAGGCCCCACCUGCGCACGCUGCACGCCUGGUGCGGCGCUGCGGCGUGGGUCCUGUGGGGCGCCGCAUAUCUCGCGGCGCAGCCGCAGGUGUGGCGCGACCAGUGGCGGCAGCGCCGCUUCUCGCUCCUCUCCAACAAGCGGUGGCUCUGGUCCGACAGCACGCACCGCCGUCUCGGCGUCCUCGCCUUCGGCGCCGCCCUGACUGCCUACGCCAGCGGGCUGCUUGGCUGGCGCGCGCUGCCUCCGCUCGUCGCGAGAUGCUGCGCCGGCCUCGUCGCCCUCAUCGGCGCGUCGACCUUGGGCGGACACGGGGCUCGUGUACGUGAGUCGGGGCGCGCGCUCAGGGCUGCGGCGCUGCCGCCGGCACGCUUGGUGAGGGGCGUGUGGAGGGGGGGGGUUCCGCGCGAGGACGACUGA